Melopsittacus undulatus (budgerigar) is the source of this 3977-nucleotide messenger RNA. RefSeq names its product spermine synthase (gene SMS). The record is from RefSeq and is a predicted model, not a curated record. Lineage: Eukaryota; Metazoa; Chordata; Aves; Psittaciformes; Psittaculidae. The transcript has 11 exons. Bases 120 to 1223 code for a protein of 367 amino acids. Gene Ontology annotation, biological process: spermine biosynthetic process. Gene Ontology annotation, molecular function: spermine synthase activity.
UCGCCCACCCCCGUGCGGCGCCGCUGCAGCCCCCGCGCGCAUAUAGGCUCCUCCGCCGCACUGCCCGCGUUGCCGCCGCUGCCGCCUCCUCCAGGCAUGGCACAGGGCUGUACCUCACUAUGGCAGCAGCGCGGCACAGCACCCUGGACUUCCUGCUCGGCGCCACAGCUGAUUGCAAUGCUGUUCUUAAAGCUCUACAGCCCAUUUUUCAGGAGCAGGGAAUGACAGAAACAGUCCAUAACUGGGAAGACCAUGGCUAUUUAGCAACCUACAUCAAGAAAAAUGGCAGUUUUGCCAAUUUGAGAAUUCACCCUCAUGGAUUAGUGUUGGUGGAUCUGCAGAGCUACAGUGAUUGUACAAAAGGAAGAGAGGAAGUUGAUCAGCUUCUAAACAAAAUAGAAGAGAGAAUGAAAGAAUUGUUUCAUGGUAACAUAAAAAGGGUGAAACGAUUGCCAGCCAUUUUGAGGGGAGAUGUCAUUGAUAGAUACUGGCCCACAGCUGAUGGGCGCCUGGUGGAGUACGACAUAGAUGAAGUUGUUUAUGAUGAAGAUUCACCCUUUCAAAAUAUUAAAAUCCUGCAUUCAAAACAGUUUGGGAAUAUUCUUAUCCUCAGUGGGGAUGUCAAUCUGGCAGAAAGUGACCUGGCAUAUACUCAAGCCAUAAUGGGCAGCGGAAAGGAAGACUACACUGGGAAAGAAGUGCUAAUCCUAGGAGGUGGUGAUGGAGGUAUAUUAUAUGAGAUAGUCAAACUGAAGCCAAAGAUGGUUACUAUGGUAGAGAUUGACCAAAUGGUGAUCGACGGGUGUAAAAAAUACAUGCGUAAAACAUGUGGAGAUGUCUUAGACAAUCUGAAUGGAGAAUGCUAUCAGGUUCUGAUUGAAGACUGUAUUCCUGUAUUGAAGAGGUAUGCCAAAGAAGGAAGGAUGUUUGAUUAUGUAAUUAAUGAUCUGACAGCUGUUCCAAUCUCCACAUCUCCAGAAGAAGAUUCCACGUGGGAAUUUCUGCGGUUGAUUCUUGACCUCUCAAUGAAGGUCCUGAAACAAGAUGGAAAAUACUUCACACAGGGAAACUGUAUCAAUCUGACCGAUGCCUUGACUCUAUAUGAAGAGCAGCUUGGCAGGCUUUAUUGUCCUGUGGAGUUUUCAAAAGAAACUGUGUGUGUUCCCUCCUACAUGGAAUUAUGGGUGUUCUACACUAUUUGGAAGAAACAAACGGACAUCUGAACAUCGAGAUUAUUUGAGAUUAUCCUAAAUGUACAUGCUGCAUGGAGCAUAAAGGCCUGCCACGUGCUGCAUAUUGUCAUCUUGAACCUUUAAAUUAUAUGCUGUAGAUGAUCCUGAAACUUAGUCAUACUAUUGAUUGUGAAUUCUUUAAAUGUUUUUAUUAUUAUUUUAAUUUAAAAGCAAAUGGAAAAUGUAUAUUUUGAUGAGCUAGGGUGUUAUUUUUGAAAGUCAACUUAAAGAUGAAUAAGCAGCAAACCUAUAUAGCUGCUGAAUGCACUGAACCUUUAGAAUGUGAUCCUUUUUAUUUUUUUGUAGAUCUUCACAAGCUGAUUAAAAAAGACAUCUUUAGCAUUUCACCCCUGAAGGGUGGUCCAUGGAGUUUGUUUGUGGGUUAUAUUUGGUUUUUCUACCGGAUUCUUUUUAUGGUGCUUUUUAAGGAUGGAGGGGGUUUUUGAUUUUUAAAAAUUAACAUUGCAGUGCUUCUGUACAGAGAAAGGCAUAACUAAAGAAGGAAAAAAAUCUUCUGAAAGAAUACCCCAAACUGUUCAUUGCAAAGGAAUAAAGCUAGUCUUUAAUUUUGUUUAUUCACUCUAGUUUAUUUUGCUAUAAUCUCUUCUGCAGGAGAAGCUUUGACCUUUCACCUCAUGGAAUUCUUUAGCUGCUGCCGUUUUGAUAAUUUAGAUUUUUUGAUAGGGAUUUAACAGUAGGUUAUAGAGGCACUUUGAACUCUGGCAUGAAAAUUAAAGCUGGUGUUCCAUCCCACCACACAAAAUGCAAGAAAUUGCAUGUAAUGAUGUUCUUGUGGGCAUAUGUUCCUCAACCUUAUGGGAAGCACUAGGUUUUAAAGAAAGGUUGCUUUAGAGGGCAAAGAAAUGUGGGUACGAUCUAGAUUCAUGUGCGUCAGUACUGACUGUUUUGAGUCAAGUAUGUGUACUUCAGUAGGGUAAGUCCUGGUUGUAUUGCCACAGGCUGACAAUGUUGUGUGGGGCUCUUGCUGAAUUAGGUCCACUUGCAGUAUAAAAGUCAGUGGAAGCUGGGUUGCAUUAUAGUUUUGUCCUGAAAGAUAAGGCAUUUUUCUCUUUCUCAUGUUGUCUGAAAAGUUAUAUUUUUGUAAGAAUGUCCAAUGUGUUGACUAAACCUUUGCUUUCAAUGUUUAAAAGAUCCCACUUGAAGGGAGAUAGGAAGGACUGUAACCCUUCUGUGCAUUUCCAAGAUAGAAUAAAAAGUGCACUAUUUCCCUAAACACUUCAAUCCUGGGCCAUAAUGAUUUUUUUUUUUUCGUUUAACACCUACUAUCAACAUUUUCUUUGUUUUGUUAGAGGGAGUUGUGCUCACCCACACACGCCCCCCCAAGAUACUAUUAAUGAAAACAAUACAAACUACUACUAAGAUCUGUAUUCUGAAAUCAUAUAUAAAGAAUAAUUUUACUGUGUCCAACAUACAUCAACUGUUCAUGAAAUCAGGUAUCUUACGCAGAUUUCCAGAUACUGGAAAACUUGAAAACAUCUUCUCUUCAUUUGACAUAUAAUUGUGCCAUUAAUAUGCUUUCAGUUUGGAGAGCCAAUAGAAGUAUUCUUCAGUCUUACUGUUCUAUGUUAUUGCAUUUAAUGUUAAUUUGUUAAUGUAUAUUGGGCACAGUUCUUCUGUGCCCUACACCUUAUGCAUCCCUCAGUACUCCCAAAGAGCAGAGCCUCCAUCUAAGCAGGAGAGAAGUAUCUUGCAUUUCCACGAGUGUUUUAGCUCUGUUGUAUACCUCCCAGAAAAUACCUUGAUAUUAUUGCCUAUUACUUAGUAGUGAUCCUUCAUUUAUGAUACAGGACUGCAAUCUGUAUAUUGUAUAGCUGCAAAUUAAUGCAAUCCUGUAAACAGUUACAUGUACCCUUAACUUUGCAAGCAUGAAUAUUCCCAUUGAUUCUUACUGUGUUUACUCAUGUAAGUGAAAUUAAGCACAUGGGCAUUCACUGGGAUGCGGUUUAUGGCAUAUAUGUUCCUGAGUGAACUUGAUAGAUGUAGAAAUUGGUCACAGGUGGGGGUGGUUGUUGUCUAGCGAAGAAACUUGUGAACUGGAAGGUGACUUAAUAUGGUUGCUGGCUUGCCGUACCAAGGCUAGCACUUUCUUUAGCAUCGCUGCACAAGGCUGCCAGAACACAGAUGCUGGGUGUGCAGGAAUGUUCUGUGAUCAGCUCCCAGAAUGAUGAGGGGACCUGAAUUAUAUAUUGGUAAGUGAAAGGCAGCAGUGCUUGCAAAUCUUUCAUUUUCAAUUGAUAAAGUAUAAAGAGAGAUGGAGGAUUUUUUUUUCUGUAAAUUUUUCUAACGUAGGAUUCUUUUGUAAGUGAUACAUGCAGUAUAAAGCAAUUCAGUAAACACUGAACUUUAUAUUUUUUAAGUUGCUGAAUUGAUUUUGAGCAAAUAUAUAUACACUGUCAGUCUAUUUGUUGUUGUAGUGUAGAUUUCUAAAGGAAAAAAACCUCUUUGUAUUAGAAUUUUCAAAUGCAAACAGUUGAUUAUCCAUGUUUAAGGCCAGUGGGAAAUAGCUAUGGUUGCUGCACUAUGUAUGCAAAUAGUUCAUGAGUUCUGGUUGCCAUUAGGGUUUUCUUUAAUAAUUCUUUGCACCACAUGCUGCUUCCACCUUGAAAUGUGAUCUUAUUGUUUCAGAGCUUGAUUGAUAGUAGUUUGUGCAAAGAGAAGACUGAUGGCAUUGUAUCUACUGCAUUAGUGCGGUGCACAUGUUAAAAUAAAGGUACGCUAUUAUUA